This is a messenger RNA of Aedes aegypti (yellow fever mosquito), 1552 nucleotides long. RefSeq names its product 17-beta-hydroxysteroid dehydrogenase 13. NCBI's taxonomy places the organism in Eukaryota, Metazoa, Arthropoda, Insecta, Diptera, Culicidae. Gene Ontology annotation, cellular component: lipid droplet. Gene Ontology annotation, molecular function: oxidoreductase activity, acting on the CH-OH group of donors, NAD or NADP as acceptor. The coding region runs from base 374 to 1348 and encodes 324 amino acids. The record is from RefSeq and is a predicted model, not a curated record. The transcript has 5 exons.
AAACCGGGAGUCAGUCUUUUUAUACGUUUACACAAGCAAUAAACUUUAUGCACUUGCGCCUAAUCACAAGGAAGCGUGAUCACCAAAAAACGGUUGAUUGAUUUAAGGCACCACGAUUUUAAUGACUAUCACUUCGCGGGCUCAAUUUUUGGAGGUAUUCGUGUCUUUUUACGUGAUUUCGUUAACCUUACGAGGUAGACCUAACUAUAAGCCCGGAGACUAGUUAUCAUAAGACGAGUCAAGCUCGAACAAAACGUUUCUAGUCCUUCGGUGGAUGUGUGGAUUGGAAUAACACCGCGACUAAGCGGAUAGGCAGUCGCGUGGAGGAGUUCGGAUGAGUAACAUCUAGUCGUGUCAAACCUAAGUCAAAACGAUGGCCAACCCUGCGGAAUCGCGCUCACCGGUGCUUAGUAAAAUGUGGUCACUGUUUGAUCUGAUUGUGGAAGUGGUGCUGUUUACAGUAGAUGUCAUCAGAGUUUUUGUGCUCGGUCUGCCGACUUUGUUUCAACGGGCCUUUCGUAUGGUGUUUCCUAACGAACUGAAAAAUGUAGCUGGUCAACUAGUGCUGAUUACCGGAGGUGCUGGUGGCCUUGGAAGAGAAAUGGCCCUCAAGCUGGCUGACCGCGGUUGCAACAUCAUCAUAGUGGAUGUAAAUUUGAAAUUGGCGGAGCAAACCUGCGAAGAGUUGAAACGUGAGAAGAACGUUUCCGCUUAUGCGUAUAAAGUGGAUGUUUCUUCCUACGAUGAGGUCCAGUCACUGAUGGAUACUGUCUACAGAAAAAUUGGCCCAAUAGAUAUCCUAAUCAACAAUGCGGGUUUGAUUCAUUUCACAUUCCUACAGGACAGCACAGUGGAAGAUAUCCAUCGAUUGAUCGAUGUCAAUGUGAAAGGAUAUAUUUGGACCACCAAAGUUGUGUUGGAGAAAAUGAUGGAACGUAAACGGGGUCACAUUGUGGCCAUCUCUUCCCUAUCCGGUGUGCACGCUUUUCCGUGGGCUGUCGUCUACUCAACAUCCAAGUUUGCCGUCAAUGGAUUCAUGGCAGCGGUAACCGAACAACUCCGUCUGCAAGGCUAUGGUGAUCAAAUCCAAACGACUUGUGUGUGCCCGUACUACAUUGCCACACGAAAGGACAUCGUCGAGUUUCUGCAGAAACCUCGAUUCAAACUGCUGUCAACGACAUAUACAGCACGCACUGCAGUCGAGGGUAUCUUACGUAAUGAGUCAUUCGUAUCCGUGCCUCCCAUGUUCGAUUUAGGUCUAAAGAUCAUGCAUUUGUUUCCUUUGAAAGUGCAACAAUUGGUCAGAGAUAUAAUCAUGAAGGAAUAUGAACUUCACUCAUCCCUAUGAAAGAAUGAUCUGUCGCAGCAUGUGUACAACACAAGGUUGCAGUGCUAAUAGUUUAAGUGAAAAAAAAAACAACUCCAGUGCAAUUGUUUGUACAUUAAGCUGAUUGGUAAGCUCAAGUAACUGUUCAAAACAAGUGAUUAUGUGAUUGCAUGUGUGAUGUGUAUUUAAAAGCAUGACAUAAUAAAACUAUGAACAACUCCUAAA